Molecule: messenger RNA, 962 nt
Organism: Loa loa (African eye worm)
Lineage: Eukaryota; Metazoa; Nematoda; Chromadorea; Rhabditida; Onchocercidae
Exons: 5
Coding region: 121-708 (195 amino acids)
Biological process (GO): tRNA threonylcarbamoyladenosine modification; telomere maintenance via recombination
Cellular component (GO): nucleus; cytosol; EKC/KEOPS complex
Source: RefSeq, a predicted model, not a curated record
CAUUUUUUAGAAUUAUUAGAAGAAACUCCGAGAAACUCGCUUAGAAUUGAUGGCAUUGAAAAAAUAUGAUGGAACAGUGACUUCUCACAUGGAACAAAAUUGAAGACAAACCUUAAAUAAAUGGUUGAAGUACUUAAGGACAAGGGAAAGAAGAGGAUGAAAUCAGGCACCUCUCGGUUAUUCGAACUUUUGCCAGAUCCAUAUGACAUCUCGCAAAGACGAUUUUUUCGGGUUUGUUUGUUUACCGAUGUGAAGAAUGCUUCUGAGCUGAGACAAGCAGUAAUGAAUGGAUCAAUCGAUGCCGCUUUGAUCAAACCUGAAUUGGUUUUGGAAGUUUUCACGCUUUUGGCAGCAGCAAAUAAGGCUGUCCACCAGGCUGCACAUAAUCGACUUUCAACUCGAACUCUUCAUGCUGAAUUGAUAUACUCGUUGUCACCCGACCGGAACAUAUUAGAAUCAUUAUUAACAUUUGGUAUUGCGGAAGAAAGUCGUAACCUUUUGGUUGGUAUUUUUGACGACGAAAAUGGUGAAAAAAUGGUUAAAAUGGCAAAGAAAAUUGAUGGUAAGCCAGUUCCGAUGACCAUACUACCUCAAAUGGCCGACUAUGAACGUAUUAAAAAGGUAUACAGAGUGAAGGAAUCAGAAUACAAUGAAGAAACAAUAAGUGACGCAAUUAUAACUCGAAUUGCUACCAAAGAUUGUAUUUAAAAUGCGCUGUUUCCUGCUGUGCGCUUCUUCAGUCCAUUUUAAAAACAUAGUUGGCAUAUAACUGUAAAUCAAGUUGUUAUUUUUCUUUCAAAUUUGCAGUGUUUUCGAUAAAUGCUUCUUUAUUUUCUGUACACUGCCAGAUAUUAGCGCUUCUAAUUAGUUGUAUCAAUUUUCGUUUAGUGUUUGUUUUUUACAUUUCAAUUGUGAUAUCACUGUAAAAGGAUUGGGAAAGUUAAGGUCAAAUUUAAGAAUGC